Seminavis robusta is the source of this 2333-nucleotide messenger RNA. NCBI's taxonomy places the organism in Eukaryota, Bacillariophyta, Bacillariophyceae, Naviculales, Naviculaceae. The record is from the annotation of a GenBank genome assembly.
UACCGGCACCGCUACUUGUGGGUCUCGAUCUAAAGCGUACCAUGAUAAUGGAUCCAAUGCGGGAAUCAAGCCGCCCUCCUCUUUCAAGCCAGCCAUUCUCCGAACCGUCCUUUGAAAACAAUGGGAACGUGCCCUCAUUUUUUUGGCUCGACUGCUUGGCGGCACUUUCCAAAACAAGAAGAGUGUGCAGUCGGCCAUUGAUACAGUUACUAUUAGCCAUUCAUCAUCACGAGUAUUGACCAUGGAAGAACAACGAAAUAAACGAAUGGGAUCUGGUCGAGUCUUCUGGGUCACAGGCUUUGGUUUGUUGUCGUUGGCACUACUAGUAGUUCUCGCUGGUCGAUCCUUUUCUGCGACAGCCUCCUCCACUACUACUACUUUUGGUAGUAGUGAAAGUACGGUUUCUGGGGUGCGUCGACGAGACGACAGACAACUGUUGGAGAUUUUCCCCGUUGGACGAGAUCCUAGUGUUCCUCUUGGUUUGUGCGAGGGAGACUGCGAUGACGAUGGUGGUUGCAUACCAGGAUUGAUCUGUUUCCAGAGAAGAGACGCCGAGCCUGUGCCUGGCUGUACGUUUCCUGCCGACGGAAACCGAUUCCGAAGCAUGGAUAUCUGCAUCCUGGAUCCUCAAAUCACGGGCAAUAAUACGCCACCUCCAACCAUAAUUCCAAUCACCCAGUCUCCCACCUUUGUCGGUUUGCCUCCCAUGGCAGCUCCAACUGUUCAGGAAAACACCAAUUUUAAUGACCUUGAGAGCAUUCACGACAUUCCAACCCCCACGGAUCCUCCUUCUAUCAUUGCCACCACCACCAACAGCAAUCAGAAGGAGGAGGACUUCAAUUUUGACUCGGACACUACUCCCAACCCAACUCCAAAACCGCAGCUCAACAUCAUCAAUGCACCGCAACCCACCAGGAGUCCCACAGAAGAUCCAACACUCACACCCACCUAUCCCCCCGAACCAACACCAUGGCCUACUGCUACUAGUACUGUUGUGGAUACCCCACAACCCACCAAUCUCCCCCAACCAAGUCCAUGGCCGACUGUUGUGGAUACUCCACAACCCACACGGCUGCGACCCACUCCACAACCCCAAGUCACAUUUUCUCCCACACCCAAUGGCACCAAUUCUUGGGCUCAAACCUACGGCAUGACGGAACCCUUUCAAUUUGUCGGUCCACCUCCAUUGUUACCGCCCAUUGAACCCGGUCUGGAAUGGCUCUGGACACCGGAAUAUACCCAACCACGACCGUUGGAACAAGUUGGCAACAAUUUCAAUCCUCCCGAAGCAUUUCCACUCGGUCCUUGUCAAGCCGACUGCGAUUCCAGUAGCGAUUGUGCGGGACCAUUGCGCUGUUAUCGACGCGAUGCGGGAGGAGCACCCGUCCCGGGAUGUUUGGGGAAUGAUCCGUCCGGAGACGAUUACUGUGUGUGGCCGCUCAAUUACCAAAAUGGCAUGCCCAUCCCCUACGAUUGGGUCAAUGAAGGAUUUGCACUCAAAGUGUACUGGGAAGAAGGAUACAACUGGCAGAAUGAAACUAUUGAACGGUAUUGGUGCAUGACUCGUGACUACGAAGGAAGCCCCAUUACGGGACGUUGUUGGAUGGGCACGGAGGAAAUGGAUUGCGAUCCCAAAGAACUCUAUGUGGGUGGGUGCAGCCGGGAAAAUCCAAGACAACGAUUCCGAUUUCUGCCCGUCUCGAGUGACGAAGUUUUGGUCGAAGCCUUCCACGAAGGACGGUGUCUGCAACGGACCAAUCUACGCAUUACCUUGGAGACCUGUGACGAAACAUUGCAUACGCAGCGCUGGUUUUCCAUUCGUGGUGGCUUUAACGAACGACGAUUUGAACUGAGUCAAAAGACGCAAUCGCAGAGAUGUGUCAAUCAAGACCACCACCCCAAGCCAGGAGAGGUCUUUCGUAUGCAUGCUUGUGAAAAGACAAGGAGAAAGACGCACUUGACGUCGUGGUUUGAGUUGUACGAGCUCCCCGCAGUUUGAUGAUUGAAUCAAUCAUUCGAGGGGUUGUAUGGUACCGUACCGGUAGUGAACAUGUCAGGUCAGGUCAGGUUAGGUUGUGACGUUAAGAACGAUUGGAGGAGGAACCCACCAGAAUCAAAAUGGCGCAUUUCUCAUCAUUGGGUAUUACCUGGACAACCAGAGGUAACUGCCGCCUCAAUUGCCUGCAGAUUCGAAUUCGUCCCACUAUAGAGCGAUCUGUGGGGUGACAACUCUUUCUCAGAUGAGGAUGUACAAAGCAGACCGGGAACAGCUCUUUGACUUACUUUUAUGUUUUAGUAAAGUUGAAUGGUUUUUAGUAGGCAUUAUCUACUGU